AUGGCUGGCUCCGACUCUCGCAAGGCCGUCAUGUCGGCUGAGGACCGACAAGCUAAGAUGCGCUUGGCCGAAGCCCAAAAAACCUACGGCCGUGGCAAAGCUCCCUCCAUGAAGAACAUUCGCGACAAGAAGCUCCGCACCACCCUGAAGGCGCAGGAAGAAAAGCACAAAAAUGCCAUGCUCCAAGCCAAGGACGCCGAAAUUCUGCUGGAACACGAGGCCGGAUUCCUGGAGCCCGAGGGUGAAUUGGAGAAAACCUACAAGGUUCGACAGGAUGAGAUCAAGGACAGCGUUGGAAUGGAGACAGCGAAGAAAGGCUUCGAGCUACGACUGAACGAUUUCGGACCCUACCGUACGGACUAUACUCGAAACGGACGCAAUCUCUUGUUGGCAGGACGAAAGGGCCAUGUUGCGACAAUGGACUGGCGUGAUGGCAAACUCGGCUGCGAGCUGCAAUUGAAUGAAACCGUCCGCGAUGCGCGCUGGCUUCACAACAACCAGUUCUUUGCUGUUGCGCAGAAGAAAUACGUCUACAUCUAUGACCACAAUGGUGUCGAGAUCCACUGUUUGAACAAGCAUCUGGAACCGCUCUUCCUCGAGUUCCUCCCGUACCACUUUCUUCUUGCCAGUGUUGGUAUCAGUGGUUAUCUCAAAUACACCGACACCUCGACCGGUCAAACAGUUGCCGAAUUACCCACACGCCUAGGACGCCCUACCUCCCUCACCCAAAACCCUCACAACGCCAUCCUCCACACCGGACACCAAAACGGAACUGUGACAUUAUGGUCACCAAACUCGCAGACUGCGCUCGUUAAGGCACAGGUCCACCGUGGACCCGUGCGAUCUCUCGCAAUUGACCGUCAGGGUCGCUAUAUGGUGUCCACCGGCCAGGACCAAAGAAUGAAUAUCUGGGAUAUCCGUAUGUUCCGAGAGGUGCACUCAUACUCCUGCUACCAGCCCGGAGCAUCCGUCGCUAUCAGUGACCGCGGUUUGACGGCCGUGGGCUGGGGCACUCAGGUCAGUGUGUGGCGGGGCCUGUUCGACGCCGCCGUCGCCGACCAAGGCAAGGUUAACAGCCCAUACAUGGCGUGGGGUGGCGAUGGCCAACGCAUCGAGAACAUGCGCUGGUGCCCGUACGAAGAUGUACUAGGCGUCGCGCACGACCAAGGAUUCGCAAGUCUUCUCGUCCCCGGCGCCGGUGAGCCUAACUUCGACUCGCUGGAAGCCAACCCGUACGAGAACACGAAGCAGCGCCAGGAGGCUGAGGUGCACUCGCUGCUCACCAAGCUCCAGCCGGAUAUGAUUUCGCUCGACCCCAGCAUCAUUGGUAGGCUGGACACUAUCAGCGACAAGAAGGUGCAGGAGACUCGCAAUCUGGACCACCGGCCCGAGGACCACAUGGAGAAGCUUAAGAACCGCGGUCGUGGUCGCAACAGCGCUCUUCGCAAGUAUCUCCGUAAGAAGGGUCGGGGUAAUGUCAUCGAUGACAAGAGACUCAAGGCCGAGGCCCUGCGUGAGGAACACCGUUCGCGCCAUAAGGAGAAGCUCCGGAAAGAGCGCGAAGAACUGGGACCUGCUCUGGGCCGAUUCGCCGUGAAGAAGGAUUCUUGA
Messenger RNA from Penicillium waksmanii, 1611 nucleotides. RefSeq names its product WDR46/Utp7 family protein. NCBI's taxonomy places the organism in Eukaryota, Fungi, Ascomycota, Eurotiomycetes, Eurotiales, Aspergillaceae. The record is from RefSeq and is a predicted model, not a curated record. Gene Ontology annotation, molecular function: protein binding. Gene Ontology annotation, biological process: maturation of SSU-rRNA from tricistronic rRNA transcript (SSU-rRNA, 5.8S rRNA, LSU-rRNA). The coding region runs from base 1 to 1611 and encodes 536 amino acids. The transcript is spliced from 2 exons. Gene Ontology annotation, cellular component: 90S preribosome; small-subunit processome; nucleolus.